UGCUCCACCCCCUCCCUCAGAAGGCUGAGGCUGCACUUGGAUCCUGGAACUGCAACCAUGAACACGUCCUCUCCACUGCGCGACUGCCAGGCCUGGAAGGAUGCCGGGCUGCCGCUCUCCACCACAAGCAACGAAGCCUGCAAGCUGUUUGAUGCCACUCUGACGCAGUAUGUAACGUGGACCAAUGACAAGAGUCUUGGCGGCAUCGAGGGCUGCCUGGCGCGGCUCAGAGCAGCAGAUCCGAACUUCGCUAUGGGCCAUGCCAUCUCUGCCGGCCUCAGGCUGAUUGGCACCGGAAGCUCCAGGCAGCUGGACAAAGAGCUGGACCUGGCCGUGAAGACCAUGGUGGACGUGUCGAAAGCACAGGCCCUGACCCAGCGGGAGCAGCUGCACGUGUCUGCCGUGGAGACAUUUGCCAAUGGGAACUUCCCGAAGGCCUGUGCCCUAUGGGAACAGAUUCUCCAGGACCACCCGACGGAUAUGUUGGCCCUUAGAUUCUCCCAUGAUGCCUAUUUUUACCUGGGCUACCAAGAUCAGAUGCGAGAUUCCGUUGCUCGAAUUUACCCCUUCUGGUCACCAGAUGUCCCCCUGAGCAGCUAUGUGAAAGGCAUCUAUUCUUUUGGACUGAUGGAAACCAACUUCUACGAUCGGGCGGAAAAGCUUGCCAAAGAGGCUCUGUCUAUCACCCCGACGGAUGCGUGGUCAGUGCACACCAUGGCCCACAUCCACGAGAUGAGAGCAGAGGUGCAGCAGGGUCUGGAGUUCAUGCAGCACUCAGAGGCGCACUGGAAGGACUCGGACAUGCUUGCCAGUCACAAUUACUGGCACUGGGCUUUAUUCCUGAUUGAAAAGGGCGACUACGAGGCGGCACUGACGAUCUACGACACCCACAUCCUGCCCCGACUGCAGGCCAGCGGCACAAUGCUGGACGUGGUGAACACCUGCUCCAUGCUCUACCGCCUUCAGAUGGAAGGAGUGUCCGUGGGCCGGCGCUGGCAGGAUGUCCUGCCUGUAACGAAGAAGUACACACGUGAUCAUGUCCUGCUAUUCAAUGAUGCGCACUUCCUAAUGGCCUCGCUGGGUGCCCGGGAUGCCCAGACCACGCAGGAGCUGCUGACCACCCUGCAGGAGGCCAGCGAGUCCCCGGGGGAGAACUGUCAGCACCUCCUGGCCCGAGACGUGGGGCUGCCCCUGUGCCAGGCCAUGGUGGAGGCGGAGGCCGGGAAUCCCGACCGUGCUCUCGAACUGCUUCUGCCCAUCCGCUACCGGAUCGUCCAGAUCGGAGGCAGCAAUGCCCAGAGAGAUGUCUUCAACCAGAUACUGAUUCACGCGGCCCUGAACUGCACUUCCAGCAAGCACAAGAACGUGGCCCGGAGCCUUCUGAUGGAGCGGGACGCCCUGAAGCCCAACUCGCCCCUGACCGAGCGGCUCAUCCGCAAGGCCACCGCCGCGCACCUCAUGCAGUGAGCGCGCCCGGCCACCUCGGCCUGCAGGACCUCCGCAGGGGGCUGGCCAGCCUCAGCCCAGCUGCCCUCUGGGCUGAGCUUAGGAAACACCUGCUGUAAGCCCGCAGUUCUACAGGAGGACACAGAUCUCAAAUGCGAUUCAGAACCUUAGGGCCAGCAUGCGUUGUUAAGCAGUCAGAACCAAUGGGUGCUGCUGUGUUCUACUUGCCUACAACUAGGUUUUCUUAGGGCUUGCUUUUGCUCCUGCUUCAGGGUUGCUCCAGCUUGGGAGGAAGGGCAGAGGUAGGGUGGGCUCUGCGGGGGAGCAGUCUCCCAAACACAGGUCCUGUCCACGGCCUCCUCCUGCUCCCCCCACCACCUCUCCCUGAGAACUCCUUGGGUUCCAUCUUCCUGGUGCUCUGGACAGACUCUGUUGUCACAGCCGCAGAGGCCUGCCUGUCCUGGCUGCCUCCCUGCCUUUGGCCUCAGGCCCUGCUGGCUGCACCCACUGCCUCCUGCCCAGCUCUGCAGGGACGACCUGGAGGCCCCAGGGUGGAUUCGGCGGUGCUGACUGGAGCUCAUUCCUCUAUUUCAACUGUCAUCGGACACGGCUUCCCCGUCCUCUCGGAGUCCAAUGCUGUGAGGGCACAAGAUGCAAUUCAGGGCAGCUCUGCUGUGGCACAAACCAAAGCCCGACACGAGGCUGUGACAAGGCCUGAGCUGUCGCCUGAAUGCCAGCUCUGCUCUGCUUGCUGUCCUCACCCUGGCUGAUGUCCCCACGCGUGUGCUGAGCAGCUG
Messenger RNA from Lepus europaeus (European hare), 2243 nucleotides. RefSeq names its product tetratricopeptide repeat protein 38-like. Bases 58 to 1467 code for a protein of 469 amino acids. NCBI's taxonomy places the organism in Eukaryota, Metazoa, Chordata, Mammalia, Lagomorpha, Leporidae. The record is from RefSeq and is a predicted model, not a curated record. The transcript is spliced from 14 exons. Gene Ontology annotation, molecular function: protein binding.